GACAACGUUCCGCGGGAAAUUCAGUACUGGGAAGAUUUCUUUCUUUAGUAACAUACAACAGCGCUUUAUAGCAUCCUGUAACGGAAAAUCCUGUUGUCAGUGAUUGUUUCUGAUUCGACUAACGUUACAAAAUGUCAAAGAAGAAAGGACUAAGCUUGGAUGAAAAGAGAAGUCGCAUGAUGGAGAUUUUCUUUGAAACGAAAGAUGUGUUUCAGCUGAAAGACAUUGAGAAGAUCGCCCCCAAGCAAAAAGGCAUAACUCCCAUGAGUGUGAAGGACGUUCUGCAGAGCCUGGUGGACGACAACAUGGUGGACUCUGAGAGAGUGGGUACGUCCAACUACUACUGGGCCUUUCCCAGCAAGGCCCUGCACGCUCGCAAGAACAAACUGGAGGAUCUGGAAAACCAGAUUUCUGAAGCAAAACAGCGAAAAGCGUCCGUUCAGAAAGCGGUUGAAAAAGCGAAAGUAGGACGUCAAGACACAAAGGAGAGAGGCUCUCUGCUGAAGGAGCUGCAGGCUCUGAGAGAGGAGCGGACGCAGCUGCAGGCCGAGGUCGAGAAGUACAGAGAAUGUGACCCCGAGGUCGUCGAGGAGAUGAGAAAGUCAAAUGGUGUUGCAAAAGAUGCUGUUUCCAGGUGGACAGACAAUGUUUUUGCCAUUAAGUCAUGGACGAAGAAGAAGUUCAACUUUGAUGACAGCCGCAUGAACAAAGCCUUUGGGAUCCCAGAGGAUUUUGACUACAUGGAGUGACUGCCAGCAUUUCUACAGGGGUUCAUAAUCACAAAAAAGGGAACAAAGGCCUCAGUUUGAAGGCAGUUUCCCCGGUCUCAGCAGUUCUAGUUUAUUUUCUGUGUAUAAGAGUUAUAUGAAAGUCCUUGUGUGGGCUUGAAGGAUGGAUAUCAGUAGUUUUGCUGUGGCAGAUGGACUUUAUCAGCUGAUAUGUUGCUUUGGUGAAACCAGAGAAGAGCAGCACAACCAUUAGUGGCCCGCAGGGUGAAGGGGUUCUGUGAUGAACACAAUCUAGCCCCCUGACUUUCGGGACACCUGUUUGCAUGGAAACUGAGAGCCCUAAGUUGAUGAUGGAAAAGGAAUCAACCCUUAACUCAUCUGUGUAUCGUCUGAUCUAAUGUAUAUGGUUUAAACAGAUGUUGAGGAAUCAAAUGAUUGUGAUUUUUCUUUAUGUUUUAGUUCGGCUGGGACAAAAAAAGUAAAAAAGCUUUUGGCUAUACAUCCAGUCCUAUUUGUUCACAAAAAGCACCCUGGGACUGAAGGGGAUUUAAACUACAGAGAAUGUGUUUGGGAUAUGUUAUGUUAACAAGUGCUGUAAAUAUUUAAAGUGCAUUUACUUUUCCAGGACCUCUUUUCUCUUCCUGCAAAUAAAAUGUCCUUUUGAGUUUUACUAGACAUUUUCGGCAGUCACAUUCAUUCUAAAACAUUGUGCACAGUGCAAGUAAAUGUGCACCCUCCUAUUUUUGUGCUUGAAUUUUUUCGAUACAUUUCACCUGAAACAUUGGGAUUUCAAAUGUUUAUCACAAAAGCACAACAUAAUUUUCCAGAGCUGCACACUCACUUUCUGUAUGACCAAAAAAGGAUCACUGUUGUCAUGACAUGUCGAGAAUGACUGCUGCCCUGCUUAUUUCCUCCCUCUUUCUUCUGUCAAACCAGAUGCAAAACAGGUAGUUGUCAGUUCUGUGUUCACUCAGUGACCUAGUUGAUGAAACCAAUGUGUCUGCGUUUGUUGACUUAAUAUUUUUAAAUGUGCUUCGUGCUCUUCCUGUCUUAUACAUCAGUUUAGUUUUCUUUCCAGUAGAUGAUUGAUAUCUGUUGAUCGUGACUUGCUUUUUAUUUAUAUGUUGCUUCAUUCAAGUUAUCUGUAAGCCAUUAAAGAAGAAGUUAGUAUUUGUUCACAAAUGUUAUGUGCCCAAUAUAUCUAUCCUUGCAAUCUCACCAUAGCCUAAUGAGUGUCCUGUUUAUGUUAUGUUUAAUGCUUCCUAAUGCAUAA
Messenger RNA from Notothenia coriiceps (black rockcod), 2001 nucleotides. It is a transcript of the gene mnd1, whose product is annotated as meiotic nuclear divisions 1 homolog (S. cerevisiae). Gene Ontology annotation, biological process: reciprocal meiotic recombination. Gene Ontology annotation, cellular component: nucleus. NCBI's taxonomy places the organism in Eukaryota, Metazoa, Chordata, Actinopteri, Perciformes, Nototheniidae. The record is from RefSeq and is a predicted model, not a curated record. The coding region runs from base 132 to 749 and encodes 205 amino acids. Gene Ontology annotation, molecular function: double-stranded DNA binding. The transcript has 8 exons.